Messenger RNA from Ostrinia nubilalis (European corn borer), 1617 nucleotides. RefSeq lists its product as uncharacterized. The transcript has 2 exons. NCBI's taxonomy places the organism in Eukaryota, Metazoa, Arthropoda, Insecta, Lepidoptera, Crambidae. The coding region runs from base 275 to 1237 and encodes 320 amino acids. The record is from RefSeq and is a predicted model, not a curated record.
GACAAGACAAUAAUUUAUCUGGAACAAAAAGAUUUGCAACUAUUUUUUGUCGGACAACGAUAGAACAUUUCUUAAUCUCCCACAGAAUAUUAACAAUAUGAAGCCUUUGUUAACAAACACAAAAGUUAGGCACAGGAAAUUUGUUAUCAGUCCUUUGUUCUAAAACAAACUUCCUUUAUGAUCCGUAGGUACAGAAUGAUGUUGGAAACAAGAAAAAUACCAUGAUGAUGAGCAGGUAAAAGAGCUUACCUGCCUGGAACUAGUGGUCUGGCAAAUGAAAAUGGCAGCGCCCGCGAUGAGACGUGGUUUCAUUGACAACUUCGCCUCACCAGAAGAUUGGUACAUGGAGGUUGACGAAGACCUGUUCGACAUAAGUUACCUUCGAAGCACCACUGUAUGGAACCGGCAGCCACCAAGGAGACCUCGCCAAGGUAUACCCGAAUAUGGGCCCGAGACCUACAACCGGGCUAAUGAGUAUCUGUGCGAACCUUACAAAAAGGAUCCCAAAUUCAUCCUAACGACGUUGACAACCAUUCGCUCCUUUCGCGAUGCCAGAGCUCUGGGCUAUCACAUACCACACAAGACGGCCGAAAUUAUAUGCCAGCUGGUAUUUACUGCGGUGGCGGUGACAGAUGACUGGAUGUGUCUGUUUUACAACGCGUUCUUCCCUGCAUAUCUCGAAAGAGAACACUCUUGGGCUUCAGUUCAUUUGUUGAAGAGAGCAUUUUCGGCUCGUCCGGAGCCUUUUCGCAAGACUUUCGCUAAACACCUCAUAGCAUCUGUGAGAAUACCCAAAUACGUGCUUCAGGAUUUCGUAAUUAAUUUGACGAUAGAUAAAAGGGAUUAUCUCAUGAGAUCGAUACCACGCGUGGACCUGACGGCGGAGGCAUUCGUCCACAACUUGCCAACGAUCAAUGCGUUGUUUGUGGAGAGUGUCAAAGUCGACUCAACCUGCGACUGCGUGGCCUCUCUGCUUCAAACAUAUGGCAGCCACUGUUAUUCCAAUAGAGACUACGGCCGUCUGUUGCUUACGCUGUUAACGACGAACGGACUCUCCGGGUUUAAUCAAAGAACCCUGAAGGAACUAAUAGAGAGUCACUGUUCCGAGUUCAGAGGGCCUUGCAUGGCUGCAAUGGACGAAAUAAUUGGCCGGUUUGUCGAGAUUGAGUACCAGCGCACGAUGAGGGACAGCUUUGAUAAAAGUGAUCAAGCUAAAGAUAUCAAUAGGGCCGUCUAAUUUUAGUAAGUUAUUUUAUUUUAGUUAUGAUAAGUAAUUUGUGAGGUAGAAACAAUGUUUUACUUUGUAAUCACAUACUAGUGUGACUGUGCAAGUCUUAUGGCGCGUUCUAAAAGAAGUGCCGCAAAUAAAGGUAUACAUAAUUAAUAUUUAAAGUUAAAAUAUGAAAUAAUAGCGAAAACUUUAAUUUCAUUGAAAAAAUACCAACCAAUCAAUUUUUAAUUUGUGUACAUAAUUGUUAUAAUUUUUUUCUAUUUCUAUAUUUUCCUUGUUUUAAUAUGUUAUAGGUUAAAUUCUAUCCCUUUAUACUAGGUAAGUAGUUAUUCUGAUUAGUUAUGUAACUGUGUGAUUUAUUUUGUACUCAGUCUUGUUAUUGUAAG